CGAGCACCGCCUGUUCUUCAGCUCUCUUACAACAACAAACGCGCUCUCAUCGGUUGGACGAGAUGCAGACUAGAGACGGAAAUACAUUAAACAUGUAGUUUUCUCAACUUACACCUCGUUAAAUUGCACAUUUGUGGAUAAGACGACUUAAAAACGGACAACAAACACCAGGUCGCAUUCAGAAUUUCUCUGCAGACUUUACAGAGAAGCUGCUGUCCCGGAGCUACUCCAACGAUACAUGUCGGCGAGGUCGGAGAGGCCGGGAGAGAGUGAGAGAGAUCUGUUCAUCAGAGUGAGACUCUGGGAUGCUCGACGGACCCGUACCGCACGCUUCUCUAAGACCUCCGGAAGCUAAGACAGAACAUUUGACCCCUCCGAGCCGCCAUCAUGGCUCUGGUUCAGGCUCUGCCCAUCUCUACUGAGCCUCACACCCCCGGCCAUAGUGGAUCCCGCAGGAGACACCCCUCCUCCUCGUCCCCCGUCAACGCUCCACCCUCCGCUCUGGAUCCCAUGGGUUCUGUCAGCAGUCUCAUCGCCGCCCGUCCAGGACCCUACCAAGACCUCCGUUCUGGAGGGGAGCUGGGAGCCAGGGUGCGGCGGCCCACACAGGGCGCCUCCUGUCUGGGCUCUGAGUCACCCCAGGACCCUUUACUGCAGAACAUCCCGCCACUCUUGAAACAGAGCUCCACAGGCUCCGGCAGGGGUCUGAUGGAAAAGGAGAGCGGGAAUGGGAACCAUACCUACCUGAAUGAGGACUUUGUGGGAGACUGGAACGACAACCAUGUGACGCCCGUGAGCCCGGGGACAGACGUGGACGGGAGUCAAGAAGUGUCCGGGUUAAAUGGAAAUAUGGGCGGACCGCCUCCAAAACUGGUCCCUGUGUCAGGAAAACUAGAGAGGAACAUGGAGAAAACGGUGCUGCGGCCCACUGCCUUCAAACCCGUCAUUCCCAAGAACCGGACGUCCAUGCAGUACCUCUCCCCCCGCCAUGUUGCCAACGUAUCAGAAAGCCAAAACAACCUGAACCUGCUCAGCCCGACCCACAGAGAAUCGUCGCCCUCCAGCACGGAGAAAAGCAACGUGUACGGCCGAACGCGGACCGGCGGCGGCGGCUGCAACCAGUCGUGUCAGCUGACCGACUCUGGACGCAACUCCCUCUGCAGCAUCCCCCCAUACGGCAGCGCCCCCUACAGUCAGACGUCAGGGGAGACCGCCGCAGGUCACCUGGAGCCCAUGAAGAGCGCGCCACCUGUCAGCACGCACGGACACUCAAACUCUGACAGCGGGCGCUCGUCUUCGAGUAAGAGCACCGGCUCUGGCUCGAUCAGCGGCCGAGGUCACCCUCUCUCUGACAGCGGGUCUAGUGGGCGCUCCCCGGGCCCGGUGGAGGGUUAUGAAGGGGUGGUGAGGGACCUGGAGGACAAACUGAGGGAGAGAGAGCUGGAGCUGCAGACACUCAGAGACAACCUGGACGAGAACGAAGCUGCUAUUUGUCAGGUCUAUGAGGAGAAGCAGAAGCGCUUCGAGCUGGAGCUGGAGGAGCUGAGGCAGGGAUGUGCCACCCGGAUGCAGGUCGCCUCGCAGAAGGCCCAGCGCGCUCAGCAGGUGCUUCAGCUGCAGGUGUAUCAACUGCAGCAGGAGAAGAAGAAGUUGCAGGAGGACUUUGCUCAGCUCCUGCAGGAGAGGGAGCAGCUGGAAGAGCGCUGCACGUCCUACGAGCACGAGAAGAUCCAGCUGGGGCCUCGACUGGAGGAGAGCAAGUGGGAGGUGUGUCAGAAGUCGGGCGAGAUCUCGUUGCUGAAGCAGCAGCUGAAGGAGGUGCAGGGCGAGUUGUCCCAGCGCGUGGGGGAGAUCGUGUCCCUGCGCGGUCAGCUCAGGGAGUCUCGCGGCGAGCUGACGAACACACAGGCGCUCCUGCAGGAGGCCAGCGGGACGACGCGCACGCGCACCCUGGAGCUGGAGGUGUGCGAGAACGAGCUCCAGCGGCGCAAGAGCGAGGCGGAGCUGCUGAGGGAGAAGGUGGGACGCCUGGAGGGGGAGCUGGUUCACCUCAGAGACGCCUUGGCCAAUCAGGGCCCGGGGAACAGACAGUGUCAGGUGUUCCACGAGGCGGAGGAGCACAUGCUGGCCUACGAGAGCGACGAGGCGAAGGCUCAGCGGCAGAGCACUGCAGAGGCGCUGCAGAACAUGAAGCUGCAGAUGGACAGGAUGAAGUCGGAGCUCGCCUUCGAGCACCAGCGGGCGGAGCAGCAGAUGGGGGGCUUCGAGGAGGAGCGCAAGAUAUGGCAGGAGGAGAAGGACAAGGUGAUCCGCUACCAGAAGCAGCUGCAGCAGAACUACGUGCAGAUGUACCGCAGGAACCGCGAGCUGGAGCAGCUGCUGCAGGAGCUCAGUCAGGAGGAGGACGAGGGCAGCGGCAACGAGAUCAACUUUGACGAGAUCGCCGCCACGGAAAUAUGAACCCUCGUGUCCGUUCAUGUUUUAUUUGCACUACUGUCAGCUUUUUUUUUUUUUUUUUUUAAUUCACCUUCACGUCACAGAUCGGAUCUCCUCUGCGCUGUCUGGGUGGAAACAUAGACCCUGUUCACACAAGCAUCACAAAUGGACAUCUCAAAGCACAGCUGUUCACACCUGGAAUUAUCAUGACAUGCAUCUCAAAAUGUGUUUCCAGUGACCACUUGUUUGACACUUUGCAAGCAAAAUAACACACAAAGCAGCAUUUACCUUUAUUAGGCUUUGAACGACAUCGACUGUUACUUGCAGAUACAAAGAGAGAGAGAGCGAGUGUGUAAUAUCAAACUUUCUAUGAAACAUAAUUUCACUUUACAGCUGUGUAAUUUAUCAGUGAGUGAGAAACUACUGCAGACUGGAGUCUCUGGAAACUAAUAGAGCCACUCAACUAAAAAAAAAAAAAAAAACUGUUUGUUGUCCUCUGACACAUCUGUAUCCUCACUUCAUUUCAUUUUUUACAAAAUAUGACGAACAUCUGGUGAGUCAGAUCCUAAGCCCAUAUCCAUCACCGGUAGUGUUUACACCUGUACUUAAGGCUGUCCACUCGUGAUGUCAUCACUUAGGAUGCCAGGUGAAAACAGUUUGAGGAGACGUGUAAAAAAAACCAAAAAAAAAAACAUCUGCAGUGUAAAAUCAGCCGCUCAUUAGCUCUGCCUCAUCGGUCUAAUCUCCGAGGAGUCCCACUUAAAAGCCAACGACCUCUAUUAGUCGUUAGUAGGCCACCUCAGUCCUCUGCCCCCGACUCAUUAUCGUCUAUGUGAGUGUUUAUCAGCUACGUCUUUUCCCGCAGUUUUAGUGGGAGUUAUUAUGUGUAUGAGUAACAUUUCACCCUCCUCCUCCUCCUCCUCCUCCUCCUCCUGUGUUUGUCAGGAUUCCUCCUCCCUGCUCAGAUUAUCACCACACUCCCACUCUGUGUUAGCAGUCUGCUCUUGUUUGUGUCGUUAAUAUGGACAACGCCCACGCUGCUGUACGAUGACAGAAAACGUGGGACUCUGCACACGUCAAGGUCGAGAGUGAGUGAAUCAGAGCGCGGUGCUGAGGUUGGAGAGCGAUGAUGAUCUGUCAAAACUACUAAAGCCUUUAUGUAAACGGCAUCAGGACUGAAAAGAGUAACUGCAGAUGUUUUCUUCCUUUAAUUUGAUUGAACAAAGAAUUCUGAUUUUCUGAAAUUCUACGGCACAUAAAAGGUGUUUUAUAACUUUGAAAAAGGCAGAAUUUGACAGUCUAGGACACUUUUAUGUAAUCCAGUAUGAGGGAAUAAAAUCCUAAAAUUGUGCUCUUACAUCCUGAACAAUGAAACCUCAGAAAGUUUAGAUCUAAACAUCAACAGAGUGCAAUGUAAUCAGAUACAAUAUCAUCUAGAAAAACAUGAUUAUGACUGAACCAGCUUUAAAACCAGCACAGAUUUGUGUGGAAAGUUUGGAUUAAAUGGUUUUUCCUUUUUCAUAUAGAAGGGGGUUAUAUGGAUCAAAUACAAUACCAAGUAUUGGACACACUGUAUAUCAUGAUAUCAUGAAUGUUCAGAAAUUAAAUUUGGCUUUUUAACAGCAGACGUUAAUGCUCGUCAUAGCAGGAAAAGUUCAUAAGCAAUAUUGAAACCGACUGUUUUUCCAUUACUAUGAAUUCAAAGAGAUCCAGUUCCAGGCUCACUGUCGGGUCUUACCGGGAAAACUUCAUGAAACCAAGCUAAUUAGUUUCACGUGAGUUUUCCUCUCUUCUGUGUUCAAAGCUCUCUGAGAAACUUUCUGUUUUUAGCUAAUCAAGCAAAUAAAACACCCGGCAAGAAAAAUCUUAAUAACUCAAAAGUCAUGUUUUAAAAAAAAAUCUAACGCUUCAUUUUAUUAGCAUUUUGGUUUCUACUUCCAAAAACAGAAUGAGUUUAAUGUUUUGAGGCCGACACUUGUAGUUUGUGUGGUUCAGAGAUGCUUAUCUAGAUUUCAAUGGCUGCUCUUUUUUCUUAUGUUAAACCCCAAACAUUCAAAAAGGGAGUGAUCAACUUUGUUUGAAGAGAGGGAGGUCAGAAUCUUUUUUUUUCUUCUUUUCACGUAAAGCAUUAAACGCUGCUCAUUGGUUUAAAACCUUUUCAUAAACUGGCCUGAGACAUCAGAUUUAUAAAACUGGCAAAUAGCAACCACAGCGUGAACUGUAUGUCAGAGUCAUGGCGUGCAGGAAGUCCUUAAGUCACCUGCUCCAUAUGUUUCAUUUCAGUCAGUCAAUGAUAUGUUGAAGGAGGCAAACUGAACUUUAAAAAAAUAAACAUACACUCAUCUGAAUUUAAUCUCUUUACUGGUUCACAGAAAUGUUCCAGAUUAAGACGUGUGAGACGGUCCUGAAACAAAUCCUUCAUGACUCGUUUAUCUGAUAAUCAGAGCGAAUACUUUAAUCACUUUUCUGCGUAAGAGCUGAAGAAAGAGAUGACUGUGUGUUGAUGUGUUACUAAGGAUUAAAUCUCUGAUGGGAAGUCGUGCACUGAAUGAGCCUCUUUAUGAGUAAACUACCUGACGACCUUUAAAGUGUAAGACCUGUUAUUCCGCACAGCCGAGCUCAGAGAAAGAAAAAAAAAAAAACCCUUUUUGUUUUGUCCCAUUAUAACCUGCUGAUUGAGUUUCCCUCCUCUGUAAAUGACCCGGAGAAAUCAUCGAGAUGUGUGUCCUUAAACAUACAAACAUAGCCACUGUGAAUAGACCAAAGCAAUGUCGCACCUGUUCUAUUAGCUCCUCCUCCUCCAGAUAUGACACCUGUAUAUUAACGUCUGUGUGGAUGUCUGUUCUGUGAUUUUAUAAUCCACAAUAUUUGUAUGAAGACAUUAAAUGUAUAUUUUCAUGCUGUACAUAUCUUGAACAAACCUACUAUGUUUUUAAUUAAAGAAAUACAAAAUGUUGAA
Messenger RNA from Labrus mixtus (cuckoo wrasse), 5395 nucleotides. Its product is annotated as leucine zipper putative tumor suppressor 2 homolog. NCBI's taxonomy places the organism in Eukaryota, Metazoa, Chordata, Actinopteri, Labriformes, Labridae. The record is from RefSeq and is a predicted model, not a curated record. Gene Ontology annotation, biological process: negative regulation of canonical Wnt signaling pathway; cell division. The transcript has 7 exons. The coding region runs from base 388 to 2460 and encodes 690 amino acids.